AGUCUACACCAGGAUUUUCUUUAUCUUUUCUGGUUGUCUGAAAGUAUAUUAGAGUACAUAAUCUAAGUCAGACAUAAGUAAAACAUAAAUAAAAAUUAAGUAUAUUUAUACAACAUUGAAGAGAUGUGAUUCAUAAAGGCCAAUUCCCCCUCCCUCCCUUUUUGUAAUAUGAUGAUAACCAGUAAAUAACUUUCAUGAAUAGCUGGUGGACAAAUGUUUCUCACUGUAAAAAUAUUAAUAAAAUAAAUAUUUAAAAACACUUUUUUGCUGACUAAAAACUAACUUGAAAAACUUGCAGACAGCACGUUUUUCCACAAAUAAACUGGUCCAGUUCUUCCUAGUAUAACAGAAAGUAAAAAAAAAAGGAAGAGGAAGAAUCUCAUUCAACAGUGUGCGUUAAUACUUAGAAAUGGAUUUAGAUGAAUAUCUGUUAGAGGAAGAUCUCUACUGUUGUGUAUAUAAGAAGAUGUUCAGAUGAUAUUCUUCACACAUCAAUCUCUCAUCCAACUCUGAGAUCUUGAAGCUCAACACAACUUCUCCAGGAUUCAUUUCUUCACAUCAUCUAAAACAAUGAGACAUCUGAUGGCUUUGAUGUUUCUGGUGAUCUUCUGCUCUCUGCAGCUGACUACAAGCGCUCCAAUUUCAUCUGAUUUGGCCAAAUCAACAUGCUGUGCUAAGUUCAGCAAUGCUAAGAUUCCUCUGAAACGGGUGAAGUCGUACUAUAGGACCGCCAGCAGCUGCUCCAAACCAGCCAUUGUGUUUGAGACUGACAAAAGGAUAAUCUGUGUAGAUCCAGAAACCAGUUGGGUGAGCGGUCACAUCAAUGAAGUGGACAACAGAACAACAAAGACUCAAAACAAGACAGUCUGAAGAAUUGAUUCAUCUGAUUUAAUAUUUAAACUCAACAUCUGACUCUGUACAUAUAUUUCAC
Paramisgurnus dabryanus is the source of this 931-nucleotide messenger RNA. The record is from RefSeq and is a predicted model, not a curated record. Lineage: Eukaryota; Metazoa; Chordata; Actinopteri; Cypriniformes; Cobitidae.